Messenger RNA from Trichomonas vaginalis G3, 619 nucleotides. Its product is annotated as organellar and viral DNA polymerase type B. Lineage: Eukaryota; Parabasalia; Trichomonadida; Trichomonadidae. Gene Ontology annotation, molecular function: nucleotide binding; DNA-directed DNA polymerase activity; DNA binding. Gene Ontology annotation, biological process: DNA replication. The annotation marks the transcript as partial. The record is from RefSeq and is a predicted model, not a curated record. The transcript has a single exon.
AUGUUUAACUUACAAACAGGACCGAAAGAAGUAUUUCCAUACAACUACUACAGCAGUGUUUUGUUAGCAAAUGACAACAGAACUGGUGUCAUUUCUGAAGCAUGUAAGUUUAUCCGGGAUGCAGAUACAUUCAUGAAAAACAUAAAUUCCAUCAAAGGUUGCAGAAUAGAUGAGAACCACUUCGACUUAGAAAAGUAUAGCACAUUUUAUUGCAAACAAGAUGUAAGAAUUUUAAGAGAAGGUUUUGUUAAGUUCCGCAAUGACAUAUUGAAAGAAUUUGAUUUAAACGUUUAUGACUACGUUAGUAUUUGUUCUAUAGCUAACAAAUUAUUUGAGAACAGAGUGUACAUCCCGAAUGGAAAUUUAUAUGACCUCUCAAAUAAACCAAGAGAAUUUAUUUCACGCUGUAUUCAAGGUGGAAGAUGUAUGCUGUCAGAUAACAUGAAACAAAAGAGCGAAAAGAAACUCAUUGCUGAUUUCGACGCUGUUUCAUUAUACCCUUCAGCUAUAGCAAGACUUUAUACUUUAGAAGGUAUACCGAAAGUAUUGAAGAAAGAAAUGUUAAGCACAGAGUAUCUCAUGAGACAUUUAUUCGAUGACGACCAAAAGGAACCCAUUG